AUGGCAGACGCCCCAGUCGUCUUCAAGAAAACUAAGACCAAGAGUAGUCAACGAUCCCGUGUUUCUACUCCCGUUGUCGCCGACAGCACCGGCGAUGACCAGACUGCGGAUGUUGAAGAUGCGGAGUCGCCGAGUAUACUGGCCACCAAGCUAAAGAAGAAGUUGAAGACACGCGAGAAACCGAAGUCAAGACUCAGCUUUGGAGCUGAUGAGGAAGGAGAGGGUGAGGCAUUUCAGGUCAAGAAGUCUAAUCUCAGCAGGAAGCUGGCAUUGGGGCAACAUCCAGCAUCGGCAGGGAAUGUCAAGACUGCAUCUAUUGACCUCCCAUCGCCGUCUCGAUCCGAUUCAAGUGUCAGAUAUGACGCGGCAUACCUGAAACAACUCAAGGCCAGCACACCAAGCACUCGUCCGUCAAUGCCAGAGGGGGAUCUAUCUUAUGAUGCGGAUAUGUCAAUGGUUGAAGACUCACUCCCGCAGUCACAUAUGACUGGCAUUAUCGACCUUUCUGCUGAGGCGGAAUUGGAGACAACUAUCCCGUCUGCGUCUGCUGUGCAAGUUGCAAGAGAGAAGCGGGAGCGCUUGCGGACACUGGGGACAAGUAGCACUAGCGGGGACUACAUCUCGCUAUCUGUCUCGAAGGGAAGCGACUUUUCGCAAGGUCCACAUCCUGAGAGUCGGCUAGUGCGAGAGGAGGAUGAACUCGGAGAGGCAGACGAUGAAUACGCUGAGUACACUAGUGCGCAGGAGCGUAUCGCGCUUGGGAAGAAGUCGAGGAAAGUCGAGGCUAAGAAGCGACGUGAGGAAAUGAAUGAAUUGAUAGCUGAUGCAGAGGAAGUGGACGAAGAAACGAUGGAGUGGGAACAAGAACAGCUUCGCCGUGGUGGACUGCGCGUCAAUGAGCCUCCGGAGAGGGCGCCGAAACCGACAUACAAAGCUGCGCCCAUUCCUCCCAUCACCCCUAUACCGACAUUGGGUGCCGCAGUCGCUCGUCUGACAUCGUCGUUAACAGCACUCACCACAUCGCAUCAGCAGAAUACAGCUACGAUGACUUCGCUCGGCGACGAGCAGCUCAAGCUGGAAGCGCGAGAAGAAGAGAUGCGGGAGAUGAUCGCCGAGGCUGAGGAUAAACGCAGUUGGUUCGCCGCAUUUAGGGAAUGGGUAGAGAGUGUCGCUACUUUCCUGGACGAGAAAUACCCCGAGCUUGAGAAGCUCGAAGAUGAACAAGUCUAUCUCCUCAAGGAGCGAGCCGACAUGGUCGCGCAACGAAGGCGAGCAGAAGACGAGGACGAUCUCUCGCUUGUCUUGGGCACGUUGCCACAGGCGGCGCCAACAGGUGACGAAGUCGACGACCUCGGUCGUCUAGUUCCUCAUACCAACUCUGCAACUGCACGCCGCGCUCGUCUCGAUGAACGAGCGAAACGACGACUGCUCCGGCGAGCCGGUGGCAAGGCGCAGAGCAAUGAAGAGGAAGGCUAUUCGACGGACUCAUCGCUACCGCCGUCCGAUGCAGCCGACUACCAGACGGCGAUGAGCAGAUUGGUACGCGAUGGCAGAGCGAUCAUGUCUGAUGUGCAGGCGGAUGAGUUCAAAGACCCCAACCGGGGGUUGGGGAAGUGGUUCGGCGGGUGGCGCACGCGAUUUGGCGACAGCUACACUGGCGCAUGGGGCGGCUUGGGCAUGGUAGGCGCCUGGGAAUUCUGGGCUCGUCUCGAGAUUCUCGGUUGGAAUCCUCUGGAGGACGACAGGACGCUCGACAGCUUUUCGUGGUAUGACGCACUAUACCAGUAUUCUCGACCAAGUCAGUCUGCAGAUCAAGGUGAAGACGAAGAACCAGAGUUAGGUCCGGACGGUGACCUUGUGUCGGCGAUGAUCUCAACGGCAGUGAUCCCCCGCUUAUGCAAGUUGUUGGAGGGAGGGGCGUUUGACCCUUACUCCGCCACUGACGUGAGGAAACUCACAGACUUGGCAGAGCAGAUCGAGCUGUCCGUUGAGAGAAGUAACCUGAAGUUUGAGAUGUUGUUGAAGUCUGUCUUCACCGUGUUUCAAGGGGCAGUGACAUCGACCGAUUCAGUUGUCUCACCGUAUCUGGCGCUGAACCAGCCGCGAUUCGAUCCUGAAGCGAUUCCCGCACGCCGUCGAUUUUUGACGCGACGGUACAAACUGCUUCGAAACCUGCUUCAGUGGAGGAAGUACACGGGUGAGCAAUUUGGCCUCGGACAGCUGGCGCAGAACCUGGUAGACCAUGAUAUGUUACCUGUCGCCGAGGGUGGCUGGGAGGUCGGGGGAGAGGAGUACAUACGCAAGGUUGCUGGGCUGAUACCGAAUGAGCUCAUGCCGAUAUCGCUGAAGAAUAGUCUUGGAAUGUAA
Fomitopsis serialis is the source of this 2367-nucleotide messenger RNA. Its product is annotated as GCFC-domain-containing protein. The record is from RefSeq and is a predicted model, not a curated record. The transcript is spliced from 11 exons. NCBI's taxonomy places the organism in Eukaryota, Fungi, Basidiomycota, Agaricomycetes, Polyporales, Fomitopsidaceae. Gene Ontology annotation, molecular function: DNA binding. Gene Ontology annotation, biological process: spliceosomal complex disassembly; mRNA splicing, via spliceosome. Bases 1 to 2367 code for a protein of 788 amino acids. Gene Ontology annotation, cellular component: U2-type post-mRNA release spliceosomal complex; nucleus.